AGAGCAAUGUGUUGCGCCCGGGCGGGCAUUGCCUGGGCAAGCGUCGGGAUUCCACAGCUCACUCGCGGAUUGCGUGGUGAUUCCCUGUCUUUGGCAAUGCGACUAGCACUUUCUUUGAUUCUCUCUUGUCGAUCACAGAUGGAAAUGUUGCUCCGACGCAGUUCAAUUCUUUCUAAGAGAUGCAUUCCUGCUGUCUUGGCUCUACCCCGGAAUCUAUCCUCUCUUGUCACUGGUGAUGCGGCGUUCUUGGAGGCGGUGGAUAUUUACUACGAUAAAGCUGCGGCACUAGCGUCUCCAACUCCAGAUAUAUUGGCUCAGAUCAAGGGAUGUAACAAUAUCUUAAAGGUCCAAUUUCCUCUCAAGUGUUCCGAUGGAACAGUGGAGCUUAUCGAGGCUUAUAGAGCUCAACAUUCUCACCAUCGAAUGCCAGUCAAGGGUGGCAUACGAAUGGCUCCAAAUGUUGAUGCCGAAGAAACAAUGGCGUUGGCUGCGUUGAUGACUUUCAAGUGCGCUCUGGUGGACAUCCCAUUUGGAGGGGCGAAAGGAGGAAUCAAAAUAGAUCCUGCGAAGUAUUCCACCGGGGAAAAGGAAGCGAUCAUAAGGCGAUACACCAGUGAGCUUGUAAAGAAGAACUUCAUUGGUCCUGCGAUUGACGUUCCUGCCCCUGAUUAUGGAACAGGAUCCCAAGAAAUGGCCUGGAUCAAGGACACUUACGAGCAUCUCCAGUCAACUGACAUAAAUGGAACAGCUUGCGUAACUGGAAAGCCACUUGAAGAGGGAGGUAUUCAUGGGAGGCAAGAAGCUACAGGCUUAGGAGUGUUUUUCUGUUUGAGAGAGUUUUUAGAUGACGAGGGUCUGAUAUCCAAGCUGCAAAUGAAACCUGGUAUUGAAGGGAAAACUAUCAUCGUGCAAGGCUUUGGAAACGUCGGUCAACACACCAUUGAUUGCAUUGAAGAUGCUGGCGGAAGAAUCAUAGCCAUCGCAGAGAAGGAUGGUGGGGUUGUUGAUGAGACAGGAAAGGGCUUGAACAUCAAAGAGGUCAAGGAUUACUUUAAGCGAAAGGGAACAAUAACAGGAUUUCCCAAGGGUUCCACUGUUGAAGACUCUUCAAAAAUAUUAGAGCUGCCGUGUGAUGUUUUGAUUCCAGCUGCGUUGGAGUCACAAAUACAUUCUGGCAACGCCUCUCUUAUACAGGCCCGCAUUAUAGCAGAGGCUGCUAAUGGCCCGGUAACUCCUGCGGCCGAAGCGAUCCUAGAGAAAAGAGGAGUUGUUAUUUUACCAGAUUUGCUUCUGAAUGCGGGUGGAGUGACUGUGUCAUAUUUUGAAUGGCUAAAGAAUUUGAAUCACAUUCACUUUGGGCGCAUGAGUCGUAGAAUGGAAGAGCGUGGAAAACGGGUUUUUCUUGAGGCUCUCGAACUGGAGUUUGGAAAUGGAAACAGAUUAUCUGACGAGCUUCGUCGCGAACUUGUUAAAGGAAAUACAGAGGUGGAUUUCGUGUGGUCCGGACUUGAAGAGACCAUGCUGGUUGCAUGGGACAAAGUUAAGGCGGUCGCUGCUAAAAAGGGCUGCAAUUUUCGCACAGCAGCAUAUUUGAUAGCUAUUGAGAGGAUAGCGACAUGCUACAAAGUCAGUGGGAUAUUUCCCUGAUAGCAGCACUCAGAAUUAUAGAGUUCAGAACCUUUGUACAUUGAGACAUUUAUACACAUGGUAACGUUUGAUCAAAGAGCCUGUCUCCCUUACUACGUUGAAAUGCGUUUCGUAUAGUCUACCUAGUACAUAUCACGUAUUGCUGGACAAGUGAAAACUUCUAUUUCGACAACCGUGGCCUUCUUAUCGUCACCGAAAAUCGAAUCCUUUCCAUCAGGUCCAGAAAGGCCACCCAUAACAGGAACUAGUGGAGGCCCGAUCAAAAGUCCAUCAGCUCCAAACUGCGGCCCUCCUCGAGCAUAGUCGAAUAUUGCAGCUCCCGAGCCUCCGACUUUGGGAAGAAUAACAGGUGGUGAAUCUCCUUGAGGGCAGUAGAACAGGAAGGCUUUGAAGGUGUCGUAGUAGUCAUCAGUGCUCCGGAAUCCGAGAGGAUUAAAUCCACCGAAACGAAGUCCGCCUCGAGUGACGCCUAGAACGACGCAGGGACCUUUGAAGUCAGUGCAGCCGUGGAACUUGUACGCACUGAAGCCGUCCAGAGAUGCCUUGUAGCAGCACUUGAGCUCUUUAUCUACACAAGAAGAGAGAAUGUUUCAACGUCAAGUUCGAAAGCAACAGACCUGCAAGGAAGGUGUCUUGGACGAGCAGUGGCAGAAACGAAGGGAGCUCCAAUUCGUGGUAGCCAGACUGUUUCGAAAAUGAGAUAGAAUCCGUGGCCUCUUCUCUACCUCCGAAGAAGUUCCAGAGGCCACGAACAGGCGCAAUGGACCGAGUAACGCGAGCUCCGCUCCCCUCAUCCCUCUCUAUCCGAUCCGACGGCCAGAAGCUCUUCAAUUCGAGGUAGUCAAAAGUGUAAGUAAUCGGUUCAUUAGAAGACUGGGUGUUUUA
Selaginella moellendorffii is the source of this 2532-nucleotide messenger RNA. RefSeq names its product glutamate dehydrogenase, mitochondrial. The coding region runs from base 7 to 1647 and encodes 546 amino acids. The transcript is spliced from 20 exons. The record is from RefSeq and is a predicted model, not a curated record. Gene Ontology annotation, cellular component: mitochondrion. NCBI's taxonomy places the organism in Eukaryota, Viridiplantae, Streptophyta, Lycopodiopsida, Selaginellales, Selaginellaceae. Gene Ontology annotation, biological process: L-glutamate catabolic process. Gene Ontology annotation, molecular function: L-glutamate dehydrogenase (NAD+) activity.